Molecule: messenger RNA, 2845 nt
Organism: [Torrubiella] hemipterigena
Lineage: Eukaryota; Fungi; Ascomycota; Sordariomycetes; Hypocreales; Clavicipitaceae
Source: the annotation of a GenBank genome assembly
ACCACGAGACGCCCUCAACUAGUGCAGGAUAUUAAUAGAAGGGCUAUUAUUCUGCGGAAGAAAAGUUUGGAAAAAUGGCCAGUGACGAUUCGAAAGAAGACAAAGAGGCUCUGAGCGCUCUUGAGCUUGAAGCUAGAGAAUUUGACAAGGAUGCUGAGAUUGAUCGAAUUUUGAAAGCAUUCCGACUAGAUGCAUAUGCCGUGUUAGAUCUACAGCCAGGCGUCACAGAAUCCGACAUCAAGGUCACAUAUCGCAAAAAGUCGUUGCUUAUCCAUCCGGACAAAAGCAAGAACCCACUAGCGCCCGAUGCCUUCGAUCGACUCAAGAAAGCACAAACAGAACUCAUGGACGAGAAACAUAGAGAGCGAUUGGACGAGGCGAUUGCAGAUGCUCGCAUGCUGCUCAUUCGCGAAAACAAGUGGACAGUCGACAGCGAAGAGCUCAAAACAGACGAUUUUGCAAAGAAGUGGCGCGAAAAGACAAAAGACGUCUUGAUUGAUAAUGAGCACCGCCGCAGACGCCAGAUGAAGGCGCAAAUGCAAGAAGAAGGACGAGAGCAGCGCAAGGCUGAUGCCGAAUUGGAGGAGCGCAAGCGCAAGCGCCAGCACGACCAGGACUGGGAAGCGACACGAGAUGAGCGCAUCAGCAGCUGGAGAGACUUUAAGAAGGGCAAGUCUGAUUCUGAUAAAAAGAAGAAGAAGAAGCUCAAGCCCAUUGGCUGAGCAUGAAGCAUCGGUAUUGCGGGGCGCAAACAAACGGACGGCGUUGGGCGCAAUUUAUGAUCAGCCUAAUUGUAAAAUAUCAUUAUAUUUAUCACAAAGACGAGUGAGGAGAUUUGCCUUCUACACAAAUACACUCCAAAUAGAUACAAUUCAGUUCCACCAUCUAUUGCCCACUCCCGAUCGCAGGUAGCCAGCCUCCUUUUGGCAGACCAGCAGGCCCUCUAGCAACGCCAAUCCAAUGUAAAAAAAGUCAACUUUUAAUAUAAUAAAACACCAAUGAAUGCAAGACUGUACAGUAUGCUGAUACUCUCAGCAUCUGCAGUCCACUAAUAAUGUACAGGAACCUUUUUAGGCUGACUUGGAGUCGUCAACCUUCUUCUUCUUCUGCUCGCCUUGGCUGUCCUUGCUGUUGUUCUUGUUGUCGGACUCUGAGCUCGACUUGCCAUCGCUCUUGUUCUGGUGAGCAGGGUGGUUGGUGAAGUUGUGCCACAUCGACUUCAGGAAGCCUUCGUUCUUAUGAGACUCGGGGUCGCUGGGAUCUGUUGAGCGGUGUUGCGAUGAAACGUUCAUAACACGACGAGCAGUCUUGUCGCCCAUCUCGUCCGCCAGCAUCUCGACGAUAGUUCGCUGGUUGGCACUGAGGUACUUGGGCAUGUUGACACGGAACUCAACCUUGAGGUCCCCCGUUCCGCCGCGGCGAGCACCAAGCCGGCGCAUGCCCAUGCCAGUCAUGGUCAUCUUGUCGCCAGUGUUGGUGCCGGUGGCAACCUUGACAUUGACAGAGCCGUCAAGGGUGGGAAUCUCUACUUGGCCACCGAGAAGAGCUGUGGUCAAAGGGAUAUUGGCCGUGUAGAGAAUGUUGGAGCCCUCUCGGGUAAACUUGGGGUCCUUGGCAACGCGGACAAAGACGUAGAGGUCACCACGCUGGCUUUUGGCAUUGGGAUCAGCAGAACGGCCCGUUACUGGCGCAUCACCAGCGCCGUCGAUUCUUAGACGCAUACCAUCUUCAAUGCCGGCGGGAAUAUCGACUGUGAUUGUCUUGCGAUCUCGGACCACACCAUUGCCGUGGCAUGUACCACACUCGGAUCCCUUGGGGAUGACUGUGCCAGUUCCCUCACAGGUACCGCAAGUUGACGCCAUCUGGAAGCCGCCUUGCAUAAAGUGCAAACGAGUACCGGUUCCAUUGCAAGCUGUGCACGAGGUUCGCGAUGUUCCGCUCUUGAGACCACUGCCCGAGCAGGUGCCACACUCGGUCAUUGGGGUGAUGGAGAUGGUCUUGCUUGUGCCCUUGGCAGCCUCCAUAAAAGUGAUGCUGGCUUGGACCUCGAUGUUCUCGCCAACCAAAACUUCUUGCUGGAAAGGGUUUUGGCGUGCGCCACGCCGAGCACCGCCAAAGGGGCCGCCCUGGCCACCAGUAAAGGCAGAAAAGAGGUCGUCAAAGUUGAAGCCUCCGCCAAAGCCACCUUGAGCACCACCGAAGCCGCCAGCAAAAGGGUUGCCAGCUCCUCCAAAUGGAUCGCCACCGGCCGGGUUGCCGUUGGGGUCGAAGCCAGCAGCGCCGAAUUGAUCGAAUUGUUCCUUCUUCUUGGGAUCGGACAGGAUUUCGUAGGCGGAUUGAAUGUCGGCAAAUCGUUCUUUGGCAGAGUCGUCUUUGUUGGUAUCGGGAUGGUAUUUCUUGGCCAAACCAUAGUAGGCCUUUUUUAUUUCACCAGCUGAUGCGCUCUUGGUGACUCCGAGAGCUUUGUACGGAUCUUUUGACGAAACAGCGCGGGUGGCAUGGAAUGCCUAUCAGUCUACAGUCAGUGCCCAUCCAAUGCAACUCGAUUCCGGGAUUAUACUCACUCUUUUCGAGCUUUGCUUCCAUCCAGACGUUUUACAGGGAGAUUGUCGGCAGUUUUUGGGGGCGAAUGCUGUCGUGUGAAUAGAAGCCGCCUUCGCAAAAGAAUCUCCUAUUUGCUUGCCCCGGGCUCGGCGCAAGACAGUGCGCGCGGGUGCGGCAGCCUUGAGCAGUGUGUUGGAAUUCAUACUGAAGAGAACUCGCCCAUCAAGAGCUCGAAAUGAAGAGUGUGGAAAAAAUACAAUUUACAAAAAAGGAGUGUGGUUGAUAUGAUGCGUAAUCCAUU